Porites lobata is the source of this 1128-nucleotide messenger RNA. NCBI's taxonomy places the organism in Eukaryota, Metazoa, Cnidaria, Anthozoa, Scleractinia, Poritidae. The record is from the annotation of a GenBank genome assembly.
AUGCAAAUUUACGCAAAAAUGGAGAGCGGUUUUGCAGUGUCUUUUAGCGUGUUAUCUUUCCUAGUGAUUAUCUCGUUGGCGGUAGAUGUAACGCUUGAAAAUGUAGACGAUCACUCACCAUUUUCAGAGGAAAAUGAAAAUGUGGCCCACGAAGACGGCAACAAAGUGUUUUCCAAGGAAGAGUUGGCAAAAUACAACGGUGAAGAUGUAAGAAUGUAGUUGCUUGUAGCAGAAUAAGAACUCAAGAAAUGAAGAUAUUUUUAUUUUUCCUCAUUUUGGGUUAAAGUGUAGCCAUCUAAUAGAAGGCAGAUACGAUGCAUCAUAUCAUAGAAAAAGAUGUCAUGACAGCGCAGUUUUUGAUAAUAGCAAAACUCUGCGGCAAGAUUUCCGCUUUCAGUGGUUACACAAAAAUUGUUUAUCUUUGUUUUCUGUUUCAGCCUUCUCUGCCAAUCUACGUUUCAAUCAAAGGAAUUGUGUUCGAUGUUUCGGACUCCAGAGGUAAGAUCAUAUUUUUCAAGUCUUGAUUUGUGGAUUUAUAAUUUCUAAAUCAGAUAUUGGUCAUCCUUAAUACAAGUCACUAUCAGAGUAAAUAAAAAAGUUAAUAUAAAUAUGGAAUUUUCCCUUAUGUUGCAGAAGUGUAUGGACCUGGAGGGAAAUAUAAUUUGUUUUCUGGUAAAGAUGCGUCAAGAGCACUCGCAAAGUGGUCGAUGUCAAAGGAAGAUCUGACUGACGAUUUGGUGAGAAAAGCUUGCGUGACAACUUGCGUCAUUGUGUAGAAUAAAGAAUAUAAAAUUUACCCCCAUAUUCCAUCGGCAGCAGAGUGGCGCAGUGGAAGCGUGCUGGGCCCAUAACCCAGAGGUCCGAGGAUCAAAACCUCGCUCUGCUAGUAUUUUUUUUGCCAUGCAUUUUUUUUUUCUUCCAGGUUCUUUUUUCGCUUGCUUGUAAAUAUAAAUUCACUUUUGCUUUAUUUUUAAGGAUGAUUUAUCGGACGAGGAACUGACGCGUUUGGAUGGUAUUUACAACAAGCUUUACGUGGCAAAAUACCCUAAAGUUGGAUACCUUGAAGGACAUGAACCCCAUGACGAGGACAACCUAACAUCGAAAAAGAACGUGAACAUCGAACUGUGA